This is a messenger RNA of Phytophthora sojae, 3345 nucleotides long. RefSeq lists its product as hypothetical. The record is from RefSeq and is a predicted model, not a curated record. The transcript is spliced from 5 exons. Lineage: Eukaryota; Oomycota; Peronosporomycetes; Peronosporales; Peronosporaceae. Gene Ontology annotation, molecular function: protein binding. Gene Ontology annotation, cellular component: EMC complex. Gene Ontology annotation, biological process: protein folding in endoplasmic reticulum. Bases 1 to 3345 code for a protein of 1114 amino acids.
AUGGCCGGGACGCUGCGCAGGCUGCUGCUGGCGGGCGCCGCCGCGCUAUGCCUGGGCGCCACGCGCGCGCUGUACGCGGACCAGGCGGGCGAGUUCGACUGGAGCGCGCAGAACGUGGGGCGCGUGCGCGCCGUGGCCUUCGGCGGCUCCGUGAGCCGCGGGCCGCACUCUGUGGCCUCCAGGGGCGCCACGCGCGCCGUGUACGUGGCGUCGGACGCGCGCUCGCGGGCGCUGGCGCGGCUGGACUCGAAGACGGGCGAGGUUCAGUGGCGCCGCGUAUUUCCCGAAGGGGACGCUAUCGACGACAUCCAGCUCACGAACUACGGUCUGCUGUCGGUGUCGGGGUCUGGCCGCAAUGUGCGACUCUGGGACCAGAACUCGGGCGUGCUGCUGUGGGACGAAGUGACGAGCGAGGGCUCGGCGGUGAAGGACGCGGUCUUUGGCGGCCUCUUCUCGCUGGACGGAGACCACUCGGUGGUGCUCACGGCGGCCAGCGUGGCCAUGGUCAGUGUCAAGAACGGGCAGGUGAAGGUGCAGACGCUGCCCGAGAGCUUCACCCAGGCGGCCGUUGAGGCGGCCGAGCUGUCGUGGCACGUGGGCUCGGACAACGCUGCGCUGUUCGCGAUGGCGGGCAGCCACAUGCUGCAAGUAGACCUCUCGACGGGCCGCGUGGUGAACCACUUCACCCGCCCCGAGAUCAAGGAGGGCGACAAGGGCGACGUGCAGGCCACUACGGUGCUGCGUCGCGACACGGACCAGGGCAAGACGGCCGCUGUUACGCUCACGAAGGACCAGCUGCUGCUGCAGGGACUGGAGAACAAGGACGACACGACGGAGACCGCGCUGAGCUCGCUGGAGCUGGGCGGCGACAAGGUGGUGGCUAUUGAUGCGGCCAUCUCGAACUCCCUGGUGCUUGUGCUGGCCUCCGGCAAGCGUGCGAUCCUCAAGAUUACGAGCGCGUUGAAGGUGGAGGUUGCUGCUGUGGUGGCUGCUGAAGGCGCGUUGAUGGAGUCUGUCACGGACGAUUCGGUGCUCUUCCACGCCGCGGCGAAGGGCAGUGGAAAGGUGGCGGAGAUUUCGUCGUACUCGUGGGGUGAGAGCCUGGCCCCGGUCUCGUGGGAGGCUGAGCUCGACCUGGCUGCGUUUGGUGGCGACGUCUCGCACGCGUUCGUUGGAUGCCCCAACACGAAGAAGGACUCGGCGCCGAGCUGCCGUGCUGUCCUGGUGCUGAAGGAUGACGCGUUGGUCAUGACGUCCAACGAGGAGGAAGCCGAGGCUGCUACCAAUGGUAACGUUCAGUGGGUGCGUGAGGAGGCUCUGGCCAACAUCAAGCGCGUGCGUUGGAUCACUCCAGCGGAGACGGAGAUCGAGAAGCAGGCCCUCAAGCGCAUCCCGUCCUUCAUGGAGGAGGUCGGGCUUGAAGUCAAGCGUCUCCAGCACCUUGUCGAGAAGGUCAUGUCGUUCUCGUCUCUGUUCGACGAGAGCACUCGCCAGCGCGGUGUCGACCGGUCCCGUGCUGCGCGCAAGGAGCCGCCUAACGCCCACUUGUUCGGCUUCUCCAAGUACAUCAUGGUGCUCACGGACAGCGGCAAGCUCUUUGCCAUCCGCGCAGAAGCCAGCACUGUGGCGUGGUCUGCGUUUGUGGGCCCUGAGUACCAGCUCUUCGUGACUCGUGACCACCCGGCUCUCGGAUCGGGUGCUGAGUUGCUGCUGGUUUCGAACUCCACGGAGCUCGUGUGGCUCGAUGGUGACGAUGGCCACAAGCUGGAUGCUGCCAGCGCGGGAGCGGCGACCGGUGCCUCCUGGGUGGUUGUGCUGCCUAAGCGGAAGCAUCUCACGACUGAUGAGGAGCCGACGGCACGCCGCACUGUGGCUGUGAUUGCGGAGGACUCGCUGCAGGUGGCGCUUUACCCGAAGGAGACUGCUGACUUUUCUCACCCGGAGCUGGAGCACUUCUACUUCUACCGGUACGAUGAAAGCACCGAGGUUCUUCGCGGCUAUGUCAUCGAGAACGAGGGCGAUGCUGAGAAGGUGGACUACCGUGCUCGUGAAGUGUGGUCUGUUGUGCUGCCUCGCGACCAGCAGGUGAUUGCUACGUCGCACCACCACGACCACUCGGUUGUGGACUCGGCGGUGACGAUUACCGGUGACGACUCGCUGCUGAUCAAAUACCUGAACCCGAACCUGUUCGGACUUGCCACGAUCGCUACGGAGCCCGCCGAGGGUGACAACGAGCCGACGUCUAUCCUCCACGUCAGUCUGAUUGACUCGGUUGCUGGCCGCAUCAUCCACCGCGCUCGUCACUCGCAUGCCGCGGGCCCUGUCCGCAUGGUGCAGAGCGAGAACUGGCUGGUGUACUCGUUCUGGAACUCGAAGGAGAAGCGCACUGAGAUGGUGUCGCUGUCGCUGUUUGGCGGCGCAGUGGGCAUGCACUCGCUGAACCCGUGGAAGCGCCCCUCGUGGACCGAUUCGCGCUCGUCGUUCGACUCGAAGGCGCCGUUCGUGCUGCAGAAGAGCUUCAUCUACCCCACCAAGAUCACGUCUUUGGGUGUCACCGUGACGGCUCACGGCAUCACUCCCCAGUCGGUCCUGGUGGGCAUGGAGACCGGCCAGAUCUUCAAGUUGGUUCGCAACUUCAUCGACCCGCGCCAGCCGGAGAAGCCGCUCACCCCGGAGGAGCAGGCGGAGGGUCUGAUGAUGUACUCGCCGCUGGUGCCCGUGUACAACCGGCCGCAAGCCAUGCUCACGUACAACCAGACGGUGGAGAACCUCCAGUCUAUCAGCACGGCCGCGGCGGAGCUCGAGUCGACCACGCUCGUGUUCGCCCACGGCCUCGACAUGUUCUACGUGCGCAUGACGCCCGCCAAGUCGUUCGACCUGCUGCCGUCCGACUUCAACCACGAGAUGCUCAUCCUGCUGUGUCUGGCCUUCCUGGGGGCCACCUUCGUCACCAAGGCGCUGGCGCAACGCAAGGCGCUGCAGACGGCGUGGAAGCCAAGUUGUGGAGCUCGGUCUCCGAUUCGCCACAACGCAACUUGCCCGGACGAGAACAAGCGCAUCGUCAAGACCAUGAAGCUCACUGCACUCGCUGUCGUCGCUGCCGUCGCUGUCGCGGGCGUUUCUGCUGCCGAUCAACCUGCCCUGCGCUCGGUGGACAAACAGGCCGAGGUGGCGCCUGCUGCUGGUGCUGCGAACACUCCGACUGGAGCCAAGAAGGAGCAGUGCGGAGGCUGGGGAGGAGGCUGGGGCCCCUGGGGUGGAAUGGGCAUUGGCUGUGGUGGCUGGGGAGGAGGCUGGGGCGGAGGCUGGGGUCGUCCGUGGGGUGGCUGGGGCUGGGGCUGGUAA